AAUUUGUUAAUUGGACAUUAAUCCUUUUUUUGGGCUGGAACAUAAUUUGGCGACCGUGACAGGACUAUAUGUUCUAAAUUUAAUAUUUCGAUCAAAGAAAGCCAAUAGAUUAAUGUCUAAUUUUCAUUUAAAUUAAAAUUCGUUUCUAUACUGGGAAGAGCUGGCUCUGCGUUUGUUCAACCACACGAAAUUCGCCUGCACUAUAUCAUCGUCUGUAGCAGUGUACAGGCAACAUUCUGUGUAAGCGCAGAUACUAACUUUUGCCAUAUAUCAUCGUAGUAUCCACUGUAAACGUACAUACAGAUUACACGUGGUUUUCAACAUUCAUUCAAGACCUUCUUUUCAUCAACAUCUGUCGAAGUUACCGACAGUUAGUCAACUCGUCAAAAUCACAGUGCAAGUAUACGGGACUUUUGCAGAACAGUUUCAUCAGAUUGCAGAUCUGCUUUUGCUACAUCUACAUCAACAUCAUCAUAUUCUUCAUAGUUCAGGUACUCGUAUAUAUUUUAUUUUUGCCUUCAAUUGCCUAAUAACAGUAAAGCAGAUAUGCCUAACAUGGCUGAUGAGGAACAAUCACCUUUGUCCUCGCUAAUUCAAACAUGUUCAACGAUUCUUCGCAACCUACAUAGUAUAAAGCAACGAAUUGCUUGUGAAGAAGUCGAUUACAAAUUGUUGAGUCCUACUUUCAACAUCUUUGCGACGUUCAGAACAAUAUUGAAGCUCUUUCUCCGUCAGACGAAUCAAGAUCAGAAGUUGAAGAAACGUACAUUUCAACAAAAUCUAAAAUACUUUCGUUAAUCAACCCCAGAAACCGCGUUUCUGAGUUGAACACUAGCAUAUUCACCGCAACGGUAUUUGGAAAUACUAGUCAUCAUAAUCGAUUGCCGUUGCUCAAAUUGCCAAAAUUUGACGGCAAAUAUGCGGAAUAUAAACGCUUUUUCCGCACCUUUGCAACAUGGUGCACGAUGACCCAACAAUACCAAAGGUGGACAAAUUUAAUUAUAUUUUGAACUGUCUUUCAGGACCAGCCCUUAGCGUAAUCGAACCCUUUCAGGUAACCGAAGAAAAUUACCCGAAGGCUAUACAACGGCUCAAAGAACGAUACGACAAUAAAGUAUUGAUUUUUCAAGAUCACAUUAUAUCGCUUUUCAAUACUCCAGUUAUGAAAAGAUCUGACGCAGCAAGUCUACGUAAUAUCAUUGACAAUGUUACAGCGCUGCGAGGUUCGUUACUCUCGUUGGGCUCAGAAGGCGAUAUAAUGAAUUCAAUGCUAAUUCAUAUCGUCUUAACUAAAAUUGAUUCUGAUUCAAAAUCGGCAUACAAUCAGAAGCAAGAGUUUGACAACUUGUCAUCAUGGGACGAUUGCUACAAGUGGUUAAAUCGGCACUGUCAGUAUUUAGAAACAUCUUCAAACGGGGAAAACUCAAAGGUAACACAGCGAGAUUGUAAGCUACUCGUUAUCAGCUAAAAUGCGUUUUGAUUGGGUGAAGCAAACAAGUGCUUGCAUCAAUUGCCUACGCAAAGGACAUACAGUAUCUAAAUGCCCAUCGAAAUCUCGUUGCCGUAUAUGUCAUCAAUCGCACCACUCUCAUCUACAUUUCGCCACCGUUGGAGCUUACAAUUAUCCCUUUUGUACAAAAGUUAGAACCUAAAGAGAAAGACCAAAAACCUGUGCCGUUUACUUCGUCGAAUCCAUCGCAUCAUUCACCAACCAAUCCAUCAGUUUCCCUCAUCGCAUGCACACGCAAAAGAGCGAUAAUACCAACAGCCUUAAUUUACAUACAGGACAAAUUUGGAGUGAUGCAGCCAGCUCGUGCAUUAUUGGAUUCAUGUUGCGAAUUAAAUUUCGUCACCGAGGAAACAGCGAAGCGGUUGCAGCUUAAAAGGCUUUUCUCACAUCAGGAAAUCUCAGGAAGACGCGGAAUACCUCAACGCAUUUACUGAGACAACGCCACAAAUUUCGUCGGUGCUCAAGACAAAUUGAAGGAUCUUCAUCAACAGUUCUUCAAUAAAGCGGUUACUGAUGACAUCACUAAUUACAGCACCAACACUGGUUUCGAGUUUCGUUUUAUUCCGCCUCGGGAUCCGGAUUUUGAAAGUUUAUGGGAGGCGGCAGUAAAAUCGAUGAAAUCCAGUUUGAUAAAAAACAUAUCAAAUGCACACCUGACAUAUGAAGAACUGCAGACCAGAAGUAUGACACUCGGAUGACCGUGACCGUGAAUUAGGCUAUUCACCUCUGUGAGAGCACCGCUUAUGCAUAUGCACACAAAUUCUUACAUUCAUAAGCAUAUGUUACGAUUUUCUAUGAUUUGUACAUAAUUGCAUUUUUUAUGUUCUCACCUUUUGCUUUGUAAUUUGUAAGUAGGUACAUAUAUUCAUACACAUGUACACAUACAUAAUACAAUACAUAUUUUCAUACCUACGCCCGCAUAAGCAUAUACGCAUAUGCUUACAUAUGUACGUAGGUAAUGAGAAAACAAGCACAAGACGGGAUAAAAACCCGUGCUAGCACAAGAUUAAGCACAUUAUUAUUAGAGCAUUAGGAGUGUUAAGAGUGAAAACAAAAUUAAAUAAAAUCAAAUUUGUUAAUUGGACAUUAAUCAAUUUUUGGGCUGGAACAAUAACCUUAUAUAUGGUUCAUAAAUAGUUACUAUUGAUUGGUAAACUUUUAUAGUUUACAAUAAAAGUUAAAUUAACUUACUAAUAGUUAAUAUUCGCACAUUAGAUACAUGUACCCUAAUUAAACAAUAAUAUUUUAAAUUAAUUAAUUUAGUACUUAAUACUAGUAUGUAACUUACAUUGUAUAAUUUAAAAACUUAAAUGGUGAUAUUGAAAUCGAGGUUGAGAACUUUCCAUCGAAAUUUGCAAACAUCGAAAAUUAAUAAAAAACAAUUAAAAAUUA
This is a messenger RNA of Bactrocera oleae (olive fruit fly), 2902 nucleotides long. Lineage: Eukaryota; Metazoa; Arthropoda; Insecta; Diptera; Tephritidae. The record is from RefSeq and is a predicted model, not a curated record.